AUGAGGUCGAUUGCCCUCGCCCUGAGCUGCCUCGGGGCUCUCUUCACCAGCUUCUCCGCCGCAGACUCAAAUCUCACGAAGCCACUCUCCUCAAAACAGAUAUUAUCCAGCAGCUUCAAGCCUCCCCAGGUCUUCCGAAACGUCAAUUUGGUACGCAAUGUCAAUCUUGAGAAGGAAUACCCGCGGGAGACGAUCAACGUAAUCAUCGAGAACGUCGACGCGCAACCUCAAGCCGAAUAUUAUCUGCCAUUCGAGGCUGGGCUGAUUGCAAGAGUUGGUGGUUUGGAGGCUCGGGACAAGAAGGACGCUUCCAAGGGCGCAUUUCAGGCGGAAGUCGUCGAAUAUGACACAUAUAGGUACGACUGUAUUACUUUCAGUCCCACCGAGUUCUACCUGAUCCACCUUCCCGAGCCACUCGCGCCUUCUGCCCAGCAGACUCUCAGCAUCUCGUACACCGUCCUCUCCGCCCUCGAGCCCCUACCCGCAUCCAUUGGCCAAAUGGAGCAACAAUACGUCCAAUACACGUUUAGCGCCUACACCCCCUCUGCAUACCCGACUUCCAAGCAGAAGACCAAGCUCAAAUUCCCCUCCGCCAACAUCCCAGACUACACUAUCCUCCCAUCUCCCAACGCCGAUGGCACCGAAGACCCGCAGAAACAAGGUAGUACUUUCACCUAUGGGCCCUACUCAGACAUCCCCGCCGGUGCCGCCGAGUCCGUCUCCGUCCGCUACGAGUUCACUAAACCCCUUAUCCACGCCACACUACUAGAGCGCGACAUUGAGGUCUCGCACUGGGGCGGCAAUCUGGCGACCGAGGAGCGCUACUGGCUUGUAAACCGCGGCGCGACGCUCAAGAACCACUUCUCGCGUGUGCAGUGGCAGAUGGCUGCUUACGCUAACCCGCCUACGUCCGCGCUCAAGGAACUUAAGGUCCCACUUCGGGGGGGUGUAAUGAACCCGUAUUUUACGGAUGAUAUUGGUAAUGUCAGCACCAGCAGAUUCAGGAGCGAUGACAGAGAAGCGCUGCUAGAGCUUAGGCCGCGAUAUCCAGUUUUUGGAAGCUGGAAAUACAGCUUCCGUAUCGGGUGGGAUGCAGAUCUGAGUGGUUAUCUGCGACGGUUGAAGAUUGGGGGUAGCUAUGUGCUCAAAGUUCCUUUUUUGGAGGGGCCGAGAAUGGCUGAGGGAGUUGAAUACGAGAAGGUGAUUGUCAGAGUCGUGUUGCCCGAGGGGGCGAAAAACGUCAAGUGGGAGACCAGUGUUCCUCUCGUCGGCUCGGAGGUCUCGCUUCACCGCACGUUCAUGGACACGCAAGGCCGGACGACGCUGAAGCUCACAGCGCUUAAUCUGGUAGAUGAGUGGCGGGAUAGGGACAUCGUUGUCACCUACGACUACCCCUGGACAGCCGGCUUCCGCAAGCCUGUUACUAUCUUCGCUGCUGUGCUUGUAGUUUUUGCAGUUGCAUGGGCUGUCGGGAGCGUUGACACAAGCAUUGCUGCGCGACAAAAAAGAUAG
Messenger RNA from Coniosporium apollinis CBS 100218, 1512 nucleotides. RefSeq lists its product as uncharacterized. The record is from RefSeq and is a predicted model, not a curated record. Lineage: Eukaryota; Fungi; Ascomycota; Dothideomycetes. Bases 1 to 1512 code for a protein of 503 amino acids. Gene Ontology annotation, cellular component: membrane; oligosaccharyltransferase complex. The transcript is spliced from 3 exons.